Molecule: messenger RNA, 2165 nt
Organism: Carassius carassius (crucian carp)
Lineage: Eukaryota; Metazoa; Chordata; Actinopteri; Cypriniformes; Cyprinidae
Product: sialoadhesin-like
Exons: 9
Coding region: 260-1792 (510 amino acids)
Source: RefSeq, a predicted model, not a curated record
ACUCAUCUUUACCAAGGGUGCCAAUAUUAGUGGAGAGCACUGUAUAUUUGACUGUGAUAUUUGUGCACUGUUGUGACAAAAUCUGACACUUUCCUUGAACAAGACCAAAGAGAUAUAUUUUGAUCUUGCUGGGCAUUGGUCUGAUGGCCAGAUGAGUUUCCCUUUCUUUCUUUCACUUCUGUUAUUUUACAUUUUCCCUUCUUGGUAAUAGGUUCUUUUGUUAGUCCUCUACUACUGAAAACUACUACUGGAAAGGAACAUGAACACAUCACUUUUUUUACUUUUUCAAGUUGUUCUGCUCUAUGAUGCUUUUGGUUGGGAAGUGAGGAUGCCAAAACUAAUACACGGUCUCAGAGGAUCCUGUCUGGUCAUACCAUGUUCUUUCUACUACACAUCAUACCCACCUGUAAACCCACUUAGAGUUGUGUGGUAUCAGUACGUCUCUAGAGGUUAUCCUUUAGUUUACGAUCCAUGGAAUCCCAAUGAUGUUAUUUGGAAGUUCAGAUGGAAAACUGAUUUAUAUGGUGACCCAUCAAGUUGGGAUUGCAGUCUGUUGAUUAAAAACCUGGAACAGUCCCAUCACGGAGCGAAAUUAUACACAUGGAUUGACCCUGAAAAUGUUGGAAAGAGAACCUAUGCAUUUUAUGAUGUCACUUCUACAAUUCAAGUUGAUGCAAGUCCUCAGCAGCCCAGCCUCAGUAUUUCUGGAGGUAAAAGGACUGGAGACACCAACACAGUAGUAUGUUCAACUUUCCACACAUGUCCAUACAGCAAACCAAACAUCACUCUGAACGGUAUAGAAGGAUCUGAUCAAACCAGUCAUGAUUCUUUUAAAGACGGCCUGUGGAAAACCACUCUGACACGCACAGGUGUCGUAAAGAAAGAGCGCUUUACUAUUCAGUGUUCAGUAACACAUUAUGGUGGAAUAAUUGUGACAGCAACUAAGGACAAAAUUGCAGAAUGUGUUCAUCAAAAAAUAACAAUUGAGCCUGAACUGGCAGAUGUUACAGUUGGCGUCGCAAAGAUCUUCACUUGUAGCGUCUACCAUUCCUGCCAGAAAGAGCCAACCAUCACAUGGAACUAUAAGAACAUGCUGAUUACAAAGUGGAGCAAAACACAUUCAGAUUUAAAUCGGGUCACCUACUCUCACAUAACCUUUCUGGGUGCAAAAGAAGACCAUGGGAAGGAAUUGAUUUGCACCGCAAAUUUUUCUGGAGGAAAAAUUACAACCUCUGUUGUUUUACGUGUACAAUGUGUCCAUCAUAACAUAUCGAUUGAACCUGAACUGGCAGAUGUCACCGAGAGCAUCCCAAAGAACUUCACUUGUAGCGUCUACCAUUCCUGCCAGAAUGAGAAUCCAAACAUCACAUGGAACUAUGAGAACAUGCAGGUCACAGAGUGGAACAAAUCACUUUCUGCUUUAGAUCAGAUCAGCUAUUCUAGCAUAACCUUUCUGGGUGCAAAAGAAGACCAUGGCAAGAAAUUGACUUGCACUGCAAAUUUUUCUGGAAGAGAAAUUACGGCAUCUGUUGUCGUAAAUGUGCAAUACCCAUUGCUCAUUGGACUGAAGACUAUUGGUCUUUACAUCUUAACACCGUCACUUGUGUUCCUUCUGGCUUGUAUACUUGCUGGAGUCAUCGUAUACAAAAAGAGACAAAGGUCAAAAGAUGCAGUGUCAGGAAACAAGCCUUUCUCCAAUCCUCGAAUGCCGUCACCAAAGAGUGAUCCAAAAUCCUGCUCUGUGAGUACAUUAUUUACAUUGUGUUACGCUGCAGAAAACAUACUUCUAUGAGAAAUAUUAAAAUAAGCUAUUGACUGAUGUCUGGCUCUCUGUUCUUUCUUGAAAUAUAAGGACAAUGAUUAUGACAAUGAUUAUGAAGCUGAAUACGCCAACAUGGGUGAACUCAACAUUUAUGGAAAUAUCUGAAGAACAUCAAAAUCAAAGCAAAAUGGGUUCAAAACAAUGUUUGUAAAAAUAUUAACAAUGUUUGAUUGUAUUGAUAAUAACAAAACAUUUGUCAUGCAUAUCUGCAUCUUUUUAUAAUUCCAGAUGUAUUCAGAUUUGUUAAGCAAACAACUACUAUGAUUUAUGUUUAUGAAUUAUAUUUUUUAGCUGAUUUAAACAAAAAUAUUGCAAAUAAAAAAUCUACUACUUUUGUUCCUGA